GAAAUAAAGACUAAAAAUAAGAAACGAGAACUACAAUGUGUGUUGCCAGAGGAAAAGACUCUGUGGUAGCUAGGAGACAGAAGAAGCUUGUUGGUGACGGAUAAACGCUGACACCGAGCCAGGGGGCGGCGGGGGGAGGUAUCGCGGGGGCGGCGAGACAAAGGAGUGAGUUGACUGUCGGCCACGGCACCUUCAGAGUGUUACGACUCGCCGACCAAACUCUCAACGAUUGGUUGUCCCGUGUUCGUAGACGCACGCUCACGCGGUACCAGCAUCGACAUCAGCAGCGUCAGCGGUGGCGGCUGCAGCAACGGCAAUACCAAGAGCGGUGGUGGUGGUGGUGGCGGCAGUGGCGGCAGUGGCGACAACGUGCGUGGUGGCCCGGCCUCACUCACUCUGGCCCCGCGCUCACAGACUCACUCACACGCCGGCUGCCGUGCGUGAUACUACCCUCCCGCGGCCUGCCUCCGUCCGGCGCCACCACCCUCCCGCGGGCACACCUACGCCCGCCCACCAGCCCGGCCAGUUCCUAGCUCGUGCCUUGUCGCUCCACCGCCUUGGAGGAGGACACCACCCACCCGUCCACCUCAUCCGUCUUGGAAUUAAGGCUUGCGUUCAUGUGACAAAUAAUAAUAUGGAUUCCGCCCAAAUUUAUGAUGAAUGGAAACUGAUAUUUGAAAGAAAAUCUACGUAUUUAUGUUUUUCGUUUUAUGUUAAUUAUUAACUACAAUUACACCUGUUUAAUAAGUUGCCGGAAGUGUUGUCCGCCCCAUCCAUGAACUCAACGCAAGGCCGUGGUUGUCAGUUGAUCUACGGGCGGCAGUGCACGAGAAGAGUCGGUGCCGUCAACAGUGCUUCGCGGCCCCACCUGGAUCCAGAGCUAUUUCCUGGGGCCGGGCCUCACACUCUCUGUCAGGCGCGCUCAGCUGACCGUGCCAGUAACAAACAGGUGGUUGCGCAGAAGACAGCCAGGACUGUGCGCGGGAGGCCAGCUGGACAGAUCUGUUUUGUGUGUGCAUAAGAACAAAAGUGAUCACCUUGUGGAAAACUCCAGUGAUAGUUUACCAUUAAGAUAUUUGCGACUAAAAAGAAAUAGAUAAAUAGUAAUCAGACAAGAUUCUAACUCUUCCGGUGACCAGCACUCGAAGGAAAAGUAAUGAGUGCUAUGAAAAUGCAUUAUUCCACAGCCACGCCCCCUUCCUUCCCCAUGCCCCGUAACUUAUUCUUUUCCAACCUGGACGAAGUAAGACGCCCAUCAACGCCCCACAACGGCCACUACGCCCACGCAUCGCCUCGUCCUGCUGAGGCGGCGCUGGUGUGGCCUCCGGGUGGGGAGGGGUCACACAACAAGGGGGCGGGGGUCGCGGGCGGCGUGGGCGGGUCCUCGCCGCCCACGUCCCAGCAGGCGGCGCCCCAGGGUUUGGUGCACUGGAUGAGCGUCAUGGCGGAGCACAUGAACAACCCCCACCAUGAUGCUGUGCACUACAUGUGGAACGGCGUGGAGAGCAAAAUGAAUGCCACACCUGACCAACAUAACUCAUCCUCACCCAUGCAUAAAGCCUUGCCGAGUCCGAGACGAACUGAACGUGAUAACGACGGAGAGGACAGUAUAGAGGGAUGGACUCGGCGCCCCUCGGCUUACGGAUUCGCAUGGCAGCCACAUGGAGGUGUGUUAUGUCAUCCCAACAACCUCGACGACCGGCUGGAUGGGCGGGGACUCGAAAUCCCGCACAACAUGGCGCCAGCGUCCCUCUACGCCCGCAGUAACGGGUCAGCGUCGUCCGCCUCGCCGCCCACGGUGUCCACGCCCUCCAUGCUCAUCGUCCCGCAGCCCAUCAAUGCCGCCAAGAUGCCGCCCACACCUCCAGGCAUCGGACAGAACCCGCCCAACAACGGAUCAGCCCGGAAGUACCAGUGCAAGAUGUGUCCACAGAUAUUCGGUAGCAAAGCGGACUUACAGCUCCACACUCAAAUCCACAUGAGAGAGGCCAAGCCCUACAAGUGUUCUCAGUGUUCCAAAGCCUUCGCCAACUCUUCAUACUUGUCACAGCACACACGCAUCCACCUGGGAAUCAAGCCCUAUCGUUGUGAGAUCUGCCAACGCAAGUUCACCCAACUCUCUCACCUGCAGCAGCACAUCCGCACCCACACGGGCGACAAGCCUUACAAGUGCCGUCACCCGGGCUGCAACAAGGCAUUCAGUCAGCUGUCCAACCUACAGAGCCAUUCCCGAUGCCACCAGACUGACAAGCCAUACAAGUGUAACUCUUGUUACAAAUGUUUUGCGGACGAGGCCUCUCUUUUGGAGCACAUUCCCAAACACAAGGAGAGCAAACAUCUCAAGACUCACAUUUGCCAGUAUUGCGGCAAAAGCUACACACAAGAAACCUACCUGCAGAAGCAUAUGCAGAAGCACGCUGAGCGGCCAGACAAGAGGCCUUCCCUCACAGCCCAUGGAAUUCGACAGGAUAAUCCUUAUUGGCCCAAGCCAGAGUCCACCGCCCUCGAAGCCAUGGACAGCCGCAUGUCGGAGACUUGUCUUCAAAACUCUCUAGACCCUACCCGCCACCUGGUCUCUUCCCGCGAGCACAUUGACCACCGCCCCGAGGAGCUCCGCCACACCCCCGCCCACAUGCCAGCUUCCAACAUGUCUUACGACGCUAUUGCCACCAAAACGUCGUCAGCAUUCACACCGAUCCAGACGAGUAUGUUGCCCAUCAGUGGAGGCACCCAGCUGUCCAUGGCGUCAUCAUCACAGCGCUACUUCCCCUACGAGCCCAUCAGCUUCCCCAAGACGCACACACAGAUGCCCUCCAUGGACGUCAAACCAAAUCAGUUCCCGAACCAGCUCAUCUCUCUCCACCAGAUCCGUAAUUACGCCCACCAGCCCACUAUGAGCUCCGACUUGCUCCUCAAGGACAAGGGUGUCACUCAAUAGUGUGCAGCGUGGAGCGCGGGCCACAACCAGGCCCCGAUGUCGACUGGGAGUGGGUCGCGCUUGGCGGCCCGCGACUCAGGCGCUUCCCUACGGUGCUGGGGCCGCAGCGUGUGGACCGAGCCAGUAGGAGGGGCUGAAUACAGGGUAUUGAUGGCACGGGGCGGGGGCACGGGAGAGGGAGCCGCCUGGCAGCAGCAGAAGCGGCUGUGGCCACCACUCCCAGCAAGAGCCCAGUGACGAGUUGUGAUACGUGCCUGGUGAUAGCUGGACGAGGUCUGAAAGACAAGUCGCCUGACUCUAAGGAACGCUCGCUUAGCAGGAAAACGUUAGUGUAAAUGUGCAAUAACCACACUAAAUCGCAUGACGACACUCAUGUCGCAGGAACUGCUUCUCACGUAUGUCUGUAAAGACUGGCACAGUAAGGACUGGCCGGUACGGUUGUGGAGGUGUGAGUAACUGGAGAGGGAAGGGGACGAGUGGAGUUAAGGCGAGGUGGUGGUAGUGGAGCUCUGGACUCCCAUUUGUAGCACCAACAGCACCUACAGCAACAAACAGCAGCCACGUGCUGUCCCGUACAAACCCACCAGAAUACAGUUCACGUUCCUCUUCACUGUUACAGUGAGCAACUCUCCGAUAUCGUGAUAGCUAAACAAGCAAUACUGUUACUAGUUAUGGUGCCUUCCACCAUCCAUCGAAACCCAUAGAACUCCCCAAACUGAAUUUUCUUUGACCGUAGCACAAAACUUAAGUUAGGUUACUUUCAAACUCUAUACGGGAUUUUCUACAACAGUGGUGUAUUUUCUUAUUUUUGUCACUUGAUGCUAUUUUCAGCCAAGCGUCCGGACUUGCUCAGUGGCGGUGGAUGAACCCAGCCACCGACACCAAAUUAUUCACAAACCUGAGGACCCUCAGUCCCUUGUGAUAACGUCUUUAACAGGUCUCACUGAACACGCCGGGACGCCAGUAUAAAGUUUCAUUUUUGUAAGUUCUACCUCUAAGAGUAUAGACGGUUCCAGAUUACAUUUUUUUCACUUACAAAAUUUCUGCCAGUUGGCCCCCUGUCCUCGGGUCUCUCGGCCCUGGCGUCUGGCAAGGUCUCCCCUCCCCCCUGAGUCCCUACUGCUUGGACAAGGACUCUUAACCCUAAACCUCGUUGCCCACGAUGACUGCCCUGCGAACUCGCGGGCAGUGCUAACCUCCUCCAUCCAGGAAGUAUACGAUUAUUUCUACGUUUGUCUCGUGUGUGUAUCAAGUAAAGUCUGAAGUCUCUAGUAGUUGCAGGUUCCCCAUAAUGAAACAUAUGGGUCUCAAGAAGAGCUUCUGGCAGACUCAAAAAUAUGUGUUUUUUAAAGACUCACUUUAGAUAUUGUUAGUCUAUUGAUUUAUUUUUUCUCCGACCAAACCAGUGAUCGAGACCGAUUUGACGGCUCGGCAUUCGGAAGACUGUAGAUUUCCGGUGAAUCCUGCCAGGGGUUCACGCCUCAUGACCUUCAAUUCUCAGACCUCACUUGAGUCGACUUUGUAAAGGCAAUCAGGGGCCAAGCAUCAAAACUCCACAUGUUACAGUAUACAGCACUUCCCGAUAAUCUACAUUCUUCCGCCAACACUUACAGGUACUUAACACUUUGACUUCAGAAUCUAAGGACACUACUUUUGUAUGUCGCAAAAGUUCUGUAUUAUGCAUGGGUAGAAGGUUAUGAAAAAAAGUACUUAGUAGGGUACAUAGCUAAUAACGACUCGUUACUCUGUUUCCUUUUUGUACUUACGACUAUAGGGAGUGAAAUAAUAGGAUAAUGUUGGUUCGUUUUUUUCUAUAUAUUUGCAUGGAUAAAUAGACUAGCAACAUCUUCUGUCGUAUAUAUUAUAAAAAAAAGAUAACGUGAUGUUCAUAGACAAAGAAGGUUUAAAAAAAAGUUGUCUGAGUGGAUGUGUGAGUGCGUUGAAGGAGAGUUGGGAGACGAUGAUGUACUCUUGCCCACCGCCGCGUCGUGGUAGGCAACAGCAUCCUUCGGGCCGCAUUGUGGACACGCGCUGAGGCUGCGCCGCGCCAACACUGGUGUCCAAGUUUCUCUCUACAUCAAUCUGAAGGGAUUCUAGCAGUGAAAAUUUAGCAAAAAUUCAAGUAAAUAAGACCGACAAGCUUAAACAUUGAUCACCUCCGCCACAGCCUUCCGGAUCUUCCAUACGGCCCUUAGAAUGUGAGUCAUGAGUGAUAUUUUGUACAGUAGCCGCAGUGAAGUCCAACCUCCCCAGAUGAUAUUAUUGUAAGUGAAACUUUACAUCAAAAUGUGUUUGCUCAACAUAGCUACUUGUUCGUUUGGCACGUUAAGAAUGUUUGUGUUGUUGUUAAUUCAAGUGUUGACUGUUAUAAACGGCUCACAAGUCACACUCGAGGGGGGUUCUUGUACUCGGUCUGGCCAGCUUGGCACGCCGCUACCGUGGGGGACGGGAGCCUCACUGGCCCCGCCCCGCCCCGGGAAGGCGAGGCCAUCCUGGUUUUUCCGGGCACCAGAGCUCCUCUUUCUGGGGAGCCUCUGUAAAGCUAAAAGUCCAGAGCCUCAGUUGGACUCUUUUGAAUGUCCAUCCUCAAACCGCGCAGGGUCGUUCUGUCUAGAAAUCAGUCCUUCCCUCAGGAUGAGCUACACCCUGAGGGAAAUAGGGAGCUGUAAGAGCGAAAGCUGCCUCACCAACCCUCCGCGCCCUCAGUCACCCACCGCAUCCCUGUUACCCACGUGGCUUAGACAUGUUGCAUGACACAAAAACUGGAUAAUACCAGUUGUGUUAGUCACCAAGUUACCUCAUCCCUCCCUUUUCAAUGCCACAAACCCUUGACAAAGCAAAAACUCUCUGUUCGGGUCACUUACCUUUACCGCAGGUUGAAGGACCAGUAAAGAUUUACACAAUGGACACUUAGCGGCUUCUACGACGAGAUACUAAUCUAAGGAUAAAGAAAAAAAGUCUUAUUUUCUUUUGUUUUGACUCAUAUAACUUUAAACAGCUUUGUGAUAAUGGCCCUUCUCGUUCCACCCCUUCCUCUGCAGCCCACUUCACUCCUCCAUUCACUCCUUUUCCCUCUCAUGUUCGAUCUAAGGCUCUGGACUGGCAAGGCUCACCCGCUCGUCCUCGCAGUAUGGGUGAUCGCUGCGUGCAUGGCUUAACUUGAAACCUUCAAGAGCUUUUUUUGUUGAGUCAAAACAAUCGGUGUCAACCCUGUGAAUUCAGCCUGUGUUGUCCCCUCUCCCUGCUGAUGAUAUGUCUGUGUCUGCUCGUAGUCCCUGUGUACGUGUCCGACCCUAUCCUUGGCUACCUCGUUUUUUUAUUCUUUUUCAUAGCUCCUUCGCUGCAUACCUUGUCUUCCUCGCUCUCUUUAGUUUUGGCGGCUUGGCCAUGGCCAUUACCACCGGCCAUCAUUGCGGCAGCCCGGCCUGGGACAUAUUACACUUCCUCAGCCUUUCUCCCUCCCAGACGCGGUUCCCAGCAUGACGUUUAUGUAUUCAGCUUUGAGUCCGUUCGUUCAAGAUUAAUCGUGACUAAAAAUAAUUCAGUACCACACAUUUUAUCAACGAUGUUUUUAAUAAUUAAGAAAUCAUUUUCACUGAUUUUCUUUGUUAUCACUGUUAACUCAAAAAUAAUGGGGCGCCUCGAGAGGUGUGAUAACGUUCUAUGCGUGAAGGUAACCUGUGACGGCUGGCGCGGCGGCCAGGCAGGACACAUACCGCCCUCCCCGCCGCCGGCCUGGCUGCCUCGGGGACCUUUUCGUUGCUCACAGUGUGUAACGCUGUCUAAAUUGCCUAAGUUUAGCUCCAAGGCGUGAUCUAACUUGCCGCCCGGUAACCUCUGGGUGGCCUCGACGCACCGCUAAAGGUGCAGGAGGUGCACAUUGUGGAGAAGCUCCGCGGAAUCAGCAGCCGCCGCUUGGACGCUUUCCGGUCACAGUUGUUAACAGCUCCGGUGAGAAAAUGAUGAGGGCAUCUGAUGCCAUCCGGUGAAAGGAAAUGAAAGCCUCAUUUGCGCUAAGUAAACUAACAAAUCUCUGAGAGUGUACGCCUCGUUGACCUGAGUGCUGAGAGUCGCUCCAUGGAACCCCGCGAGUAGUGAGCGGCCUAUCUUGUGCGUCCUUGCGCCGCCCAGAAUCUGGAUUUUUAGUUGAACUGAAAGAAAACAUGAUUGCUAUGGUGCUGCGUCCCUGUUCUGGUUGGUUAUCAUUUGUUAUCCAGAUGUUGCAUUUUAGUACCAAGUUUACCGUUGUUCCACACGUUUCCGUUGUCAACAGGUGAGGGCAAGAGCAGUCCUCAUCUCUUUAGGCUGUUGAGAAAGAUUACAAAUGGUUUCGUUGCCCUACUGCGGUAGUGGAGUGUAGUACAAAGUAGGCUGAGUAAGAUUAAGCUUAGAUUUAACAUGUUAAUUGGUGGAAGGAUCUUUCUCAAUGAGCACAGACCCAGGAUUACUUUCUUGACACAAAGAGUCGGGUGGUGCAGUGUCGACGCUCUCACCUCCAGUAUCCAUGACACUUGGCUAAGUCCGCACGUUCCCCUCCCCCGUCGCUGGGGACCAUUUUUACAGGGUAUUUUAUUAUAUUAUUGACUCUGUACCCACCCCACUACUACCUCCACCCUCGUGUAUCUCGCUUGUGCGUGUAGCAGACACGCUCAGUGUUGCCUGGGAUGCCACUUCCCAUUUUCUGUAGUUAUAGAUAAUUUUUAUUCGUUAUAUUUGAUUGCUCUCCUGCCUCCUGUGUGCCCCGCUUGGUCGAUGCUUGUUUGCGGAUGAACGGAUGGAAGUUGUUUUUUAAAGCACAUCUCCUUGUAGGUAAUAUUCGUAGUGACCAUAGAUUUUUUUUCUCUAUAUAUCUCUCCCACUAUCAAAUUUGUGAUAGCGCAAACUCGUUAUAUACAUAGUGUUAUGUUAAAGGGAUGAUACCAUUGGUGGAGAAAACCUCGAGCACGGGGACGAGCUGGGCUACAAGUUAUGCGCACUGAAUGUAUUGUAAUAUAGUUCUAUUAACUCUGUGUUCCUGAAGGGUUAAGAAUGGUGGAGCUGUUGUCGUGUUUCUGUACAAUUAUUAUGUUUGUUCAGUCUUGUAAGCAUUAACUGUUUAUUGUGUUAACGAGUACUUUUUUUUUUAAGGCAAAGAUUGAGAUUCAAAUACUGUACAUGAAAUUCUGCAAACAUGCCAUGUAAUAAAGAAGCAAAUUAGGGGCCUUUUAGAGCAUAACAGUAAUUGUAAUUAAUUUCCAUAACACAUUUCAGUGUAGCAUUUUGAGUAGAAGUUAUAUAUUAUGUGAUUUAUUAUUUUUUUUAUUAGUACUCAUAUUGUCAUUAUUAUUAUUAUUGUUAAAAGAUUUUCAUAGCUAUUAUUAUUAUUAUUAUUAUUAUUAUUAUUAUUAUUAUUAUUAUUAUUAUUAUUACUAUUUUAUUGUUAUUUUUCUAUUAUUUUCAUCAUCAUCACUUGAUACUGUAUAUUGAGCCUGGUUAUCGUGUUAUUGCCACUGUAUCAUCAUUAUUACCAGUAGAGGGCACAGGUCUGGCAGUGAUUGUACAUUUUAGCACCAUCUGCAGGUGUGCCAUUAGAGAUCUUGCUAUUUUGUUUCUUUAUUCUUGUUGGAAUUUAUUUCUUUUCCUUCCUGGUAGAAUUGGGAACAUGGUUUAUUUUCAUUACUUUUAAAAUUAUGAUUAUCAUAGCGUUCAUGUCAUCCCAUAGGCGUUUCUAUAUUUUCUUCUGUCUCGUUCUUAUUAUUUUACACAUUUAAAUUUCUUUUUUAAUAUUAAUUUGUGUUUGUAGAAUAAUUAAAGUCACCCAUGUA
Molecule: messenger RNA, 8742 nt
Organism: Eriocheir sinensis (Chinese mitten crab)
Lineage: Eukaryota; Metazoa; Arthropoda; Malacostraca; Decapoda; Varunidae
Product: zinc finger protein rotund-like
Exons: 6
Coding region: 1157-2938 (593 amino acids)
Biological process (GO): negative regulation of transcription by RNA polymerase II
Molecular function (GO): DNA-binding transcription repressor activity, RNA polymerase II-specific
Source: RefSeq, a predicted model, not a curated record